AUGUCAAUAUCCUCGAAACCUAUUGUUGUCAUCUUUGUCUUCUACUGUCUUGUACUACCAUUAACAACAUUUGCAUUACAAUGUUAUACGGGUAGUUAUACACAGUGUAUGUUAGUGGAUUCAAGUAAAAUUGAUAAUGUUUGUGGUACAACAGAUCCAACAAACUGUCGUUGUGCACGGUAUAAAUUUACAUGUACAUCAGAUGAUACAGGUUGCACACAGAGAGAACAAGAUCAACAGACAGCUAAAUGGGCCUACAUAGUAACAUCACAUGUUAUGUGUAAUGAAAUGCGACAGAUGCCCAGCAUGUAUCAACAGUUGAAAUGUUGUAAUACAAAUAAAUGUAAUCGUCCACAAUCAAAGAAAGUCAAAUGCAUAAAUAUCUUUGAUGGUGUCGAUGAACAACAAAGAAAAUGA
Didymodactylos carnosus is the source of this 417-nucleotide messenger RNA. The record is from the annotation of a GenBank genome assembly. NCBI's taxonomy places the organism in Eukaryota, Metazoa, Rotifera, Eurotatoria, Philodinida, Philodinidae.